This is a messenger RNA of Entamoeba invadens IP1, 306 nucleotides long. RefSeq lists its product as hypothetical. The coding region runs from base 1 to 306 and encodes 101 amino acids. Lineage: Eukaryota; Evosea; Mastigamoebida; Endamoebidae. The record is from RefSeq and is a predicted model, not a curated record. The transcript has a single exon.
AUGCUAGUGAAAGACGAGAACGAGACGGCGAACACAUUGAAUGUAACGGCACAAGCGGGGUACACCUUUGCGACACUGGAAAACCAAAAUGUGAAAAAGCAGACGGAGAACAUUAAAGAGAUUAAAGAGAACGCAGAGGCGGUGGACAAAAAAGUCCAAGAGGCCGAUGACACUUCGAAACAUAUUCGACAAAUGCGGUGUGAAAGUCGUAAGUGGACUAUUAUCGGAACUACUGUUGGUAUUGCCAUUGCUUUGAUCAUCAUUAUCAUCAUCAUCAUUGUGCUUGUUGUUGUGUUCAAGAAAUGA